AACACAAGUGCGACAGAACAAGAUGCACGCCCUGGUCGAGGAAAUGGUCAGAUUGGACCUCGGGAGGGGACCGCCGCGCAGGGAGCGCAGCCAAGGGCAGUGCAAGGAGAGGGAGAGGGGUCAAUCUUCAUGGCUGCCAACAGGUUCAACGACAUCUCAACAGCUGAAUCUCGCACGUCUCCUGCUCUUUGGCGUUUGCUUUGGGACACGCUAUCAUGGCAGACCUUACAAACGGUCAAGCAAAUGGGCAAAAUGGCACAGAUGGUCGUGCAAACGGGCACAGUCAGCCAUCGCUGCCUAUCCUCAUCAUCGGGUCCGGGAGCACCGGGCUCGCCCUGGCUCAGGGCCUUCGUCAGGCAGGAAUAAGAUGCAUCGUCUUCGAGAAGCAGCCUUCGUCCGCACGGGAGCGCGACUGGAACAUGGGCCUGCAUUGGGGUGCCCCAGCCCUCAAGAGCGUGAUGCCAGAAGAUAUGUGGUCGCGUAUCCAGUCCGUCCAAGUAGACCCCUCGGAGCCCACAAAGGCUCAAGACACCUUGUCCUUCGUCCGCGGCGAUACGGGUGAGACCAUGGUCGCCGUACCUGUUUCAUACUUCUACCGACUGCGGAGGAGCAAGCUGAGGGAGUUGCUCGCCCAAGGGGUAGAUAUCCAGUACAACAAGCGCCUGUGUGACAUAUCGUAUGCUGAAGGCGGUCGUUCAGUCACAGCUCACUUCGUCGAUGGCUCCCAAGCGACAGGAUCGAUCCUCAUUGGAGCUGAUGGUGCACGUUCGACAACCCGUCGAUUGCUUUUGGGACCAGACACCGCCUCUAUCAAUCGUCUCCCGUACGCUGCAACCUUCGUCCAACAAAAGUUCCCCAAGGAACAAGCUCUCUACCUGCGAAAGUUUCACCCACUGUACCUUGCCUCGGCGCAUCCCGACAACCGCUUCGCCUUCUUCGGCAUGCACGACGCAGCCGACCCGGAAGACCCAUCAUCCUGGACCUUCUUCUUCUACAUCUCCUGGCCGAGCAGCCUGGAGGAGCAGGAUGCGACCGCCGACUGGACAGAUGCUCAGCGUCUAGCGCAGCAGAAGGAGUUCGCUAAGACAUUCUGUGACCCCUGGAAGAGCGCGUAUGAGUGGACCUCCGACGAUACGCCGGUUUGGUACAUGGGCCUCACGGAUUGGGAUCCCCUCCGUGAAGGCCACAGGUGGGACAACCAUGACGGGCUGGUGACAAUGGUCGGGGAUGCUGUGCAUCCCAUGACGUAUCAGAGAGGCCAGGGCCUGAACCAUAGCAUCACCGAUGCGAACAACCUCAGGGACGCCUUGAUCAAGAUCCACCAAGGAGCCGACCGGAAGGAGGCGGUUACCGCAUUUGAAGAUGAGAUGAUUGCAAGAGCCGGGAAAGAGGUCCAAGAGAGCACAGCGAACUCGAGGCUGUUGCACGACUGGGACAAGGUGACGCUGAGCCCGUUCUACAACAAUGGUUUGGGGAGAAACUAG
Westerdykella ornata is the source of this 1484-nucleotide messenger RNA. RefSeq names its product FAD/NAD(P)-binding domain-containing protein. The transcript is spliced from 3 exons. The coding region runs from base 216 to 1484 and encodes 422 amino acids. The record is from RefSeq and is a predicted model, not a curated record. Gene Ontology annotation, molecular function: FAD binding. Lineage: Eukaryota; Fungi; Ascomycota; Dothideomycetes; Pleosporales; Sporormiaceae.